This is a messenger RNA of Rattus norvegicus (Norway rat), 508 nucleotides long. It is a transcript of the gene Ifng, whose product is annotated as interferon gamma. The record is from RefSeq and is marked provisional. The coding region runs from base 1 to 471 and encodes 156 amino acids. The transcript is spliced from 4 exons. Gene Ontology annotation, cellular component: extracellular region. Gene Ontology annotation, molecular function: type II interferon receptor binding; cytokine activity. Gene Ontology annotation, biological process: microglial cell activation; regulation of nervous system process; positive regulation of MHC class II biosynthetic process. NCBI's taxonomy places the organism in Eukaryota, Metazoa, Chordata, Mammalia, Rodentia, Muridae.
AUGAGUGCUACACGCCGCGUCUUGGUUUUGCAGCUCUGCCUCAUGGCCCUCUCUGGCUGUUACUGCCAAGGCACACUCAUUGAAAGCCUAGAAAGUCUGAAGAACUAUUUUAACUCAAGUAGCAUGGAUGCUAUGGAAGGAAAGAGCCUCCUCUUGGAUAUCUGGAGGAACUGGCAAAAGGACGGUAACACGAAAAUACUUGAGAGCCAGAUUAUCUCUUUCUACCUCAGACUCUUUGAAGUCUUGAAAGACAACCAGGCCAUCAGCAACAACAUAAGUGUCAUCGAAUCGCACCUGAUCACUAACUUCUUCAGCAACAGUAAAGCAAAAAAGGAUGCAUUCAUGAGCAUCGCCAAGUUCGAGGUGAACAACCCACAGAUCCAGCACAAAGCUGUCAAUGAACUCAUCAGAGUGAUUCACCAGCUGUCACCAGAAUCUAGCCUAAGGAAGCGGAAAAGGAGUCGGUGCUGAUUCUGGGGUAGAGAGUGUGCCAAUAAGAAGAAUUCUG